This is a messenger RNA of Nerophis ophidion (straightnose pipefish), 5825 nucleotides long. RefSeq names its product listerin E3 ubiquitin protein ligase 1 (gene ltn1). Bases 162 to 5402 code for a protein of 1746 amino acids. The transcript has 32 exons. NCBI's taxonomy places the organism in Eukaryota, Metazoa, Chordata, Actinopteri, Syngnathiformes, Syngnathidae. Gene Ontology annotation, molecular function: zinc ion binding; ribosomal large subunit binding; ubiquitin protein ligase activity. Gene Ontology annotation, biological process: rescue of stalled cytosolic ribosome; ribosome-associated ubiquitin-dependent protein catabolic process. Gene Ontology annotation, cellular component: RQC complex; cytosol. The record is from RefSeq and is a predicted model, not a curated record.
GGAACAGCCUGAAAUCUAAUAGUCUGAAGGGCUUUUAUUUUAUUGUGAAAACAUUUCAAAAGCUAAUGUAAUUUCCUUUUCCUGCUCACGUGUAUGUUGUGCAUCGUAUGGCUCUCUUAACUUUACGUCACCGUCACAAACAUUAACACUUAGCAGACCUAAUGGGAGGCAAAAAUAAACAGAGAACUAAAGGCAACGUUCGGCCGUCAAGUAGCGGCCGGGCUGCUGAGGUACUGACCCGGGAAGGUGGGGCAAUCCCGGGUUUUGUUGGUUUCGACACGACGCUCACGUCUGAGCUAAGCUACGUUCCUGCUUUGCACGGCGCAGAGGAGAUUGACAACCUGGUCGAUGCAGACUUCAGAUUAGUGCUCAGGAAACUUUCCAAGAGAGAUGUUGUCACCAGGCUUAAAGCUGUGCAGGAUUUUGGAUCCAUGUGUCAAGAACGGGAUGCUGAAGAUGUCAAAGGGGUCCUUCCGUACUGGCCUCGGAUUUACUGCAAGAUUUCAGUGGACCACGAUCGACGCAUCAGGGAGGGCACCCAGCUAGCCUUUGAGCAGCUGGUGCUUAAAGUGCGUCGCAGUUUAGCUCCCUUUCUGAAGAGCCUGAUGGGCCACUGGAUUCUGUCCCAGUGCGAUAUGUACACUCCUGCUGCAUCCGCCGCACGCCGAGCCUUCCAGGCCGCCUUCUCGGCCGCCAAACAGCCGGAAGCCCUCAGCUUUUGCAAAGAUGAGAUACUUAAUGUACUUCAAGAUGUUUUAUUAAAAGAUACUGCGGACACUCUCAGCGAUCCUCUAAGUCUGACAGAGGAUGAACGAGAAGCCAAAUAUAUGCGCAUGCUGACCAGCUCUCUGCUGGGGGUGAAGAGACUGCUCUCCCUGUUGCCCCAAAAUGACAUGGCAGCCAUGGAGCAGGGACUGGCUGUCCUUGUAAGCCCUGUAAAGUUCUGGAAGUACAGCAGGCACAAAGCACCGCAGGUCAGAGAGGCGUUCUUCGAGAUGCUGUGCACCUUGUGCGAGCUAACGCCAGAGCUCGCUCAGGCUGAAGCGGCACGCCUAUGCCCGGCUGUCCUCCUCAGCAUAGAUGACACAGAUCCUCUGGUGCUGCCCGCCGUGUGGGAGGCCGUUCUUCAUGUCACAUCCUCCAUACCCGACUGUUGGACCCACGUGAAUGCCAAAAAGGGCUUCUUGCCGAAACUGUGGGCUCUGUUAAAAGAAGGGGGCAAAGGCAUGGCGAAAGCCCUCCAUCCUAAUUUAAUGCCAUUCCUCAGCAAACUGCCACAAGAGGUCACAGAUCCAGCCUUGGACUUCUACACCACCUUCUUUACCUCAAUCAUAGACGGGUUUUCCAGUGAGCGUGCCGCCAGUAGCUCCUCAGAGAGCGCCGUCAUUGUGACUUCCACCAUAGAGUGCCUGAGGUUCUGCAUCCUUUGCCAUGCAGCUGAUGAUGAGGACGCCGAGGAUCAUCAGCGCAAAAUACGCACCAUGCUUAUUUCACAGCAGCUCCUGCCGCUUCUAGAAAUGUCACUUGAGAACCCCACCCUUCAGAAUGGUCCCCUUUUCCUCCUGGUAACCGAAAUGCUCGUUUCAUGGGAAAAGAGGGCGAGCAGCGAAUCCAAAGACCGCAAAGUUGUCUUUCAAGGACUUGUGGCAGACUUCUGGGAGGAGCUUGGCCUUGUGUUCACGCGCCUUGCAGACAACGAGGAAGCAGAUCCACAAGCCUUAGAGGGGAUAUCAGCCUUGCUGCAGGUGAUGCGCUACCCUGAGAGAGUAAACAGAAGGCAUGCACAGAAGAAAAAGUCUGUCAAGAUCUGUUUAUCUGAGUUGGGAAACGCAGAGGCCGCAGAGGUGAAACAGAAGGCGCUUCUGGCAGCUAGUCCGUGCGGCUCCCCGCAGACUUGCCAUUUUGAGGAAGUAGUGUGCCAGCUGGUGCAACUGUGCCUGGUGCAUGUGAACGAGAGAUGCUCGGAGAGACAUCUCGUGUUCCUCUCGCUUCUGCUGCAGUCUUUUCACACCUCCAAGAUCUUCAGUAUGUUGGUGGAACUGGAUGACAAAGGUGAAGGGAGCGUGAGCAAUCCGGCCGCGCGUUUCCUGCUAGAGCGAAUAGUGCCGUGGCUGGCCGACAAGGAGCGGAAGGAGACGGAGCACCUGGUGGAGAUGGUCUUUAGCUCGCUGUCAUGCUGUAGCCGACAAGAAACCACCCGCAUCCUCAACCACAUCACCAUGAUGGGACUACAUUGUGGAAUCACUCUGCAAAUCAUCCAACGGGCGUGCAUCGAUGAUGACACCCUUGCCAGUUGUAGGGACUGGCUCAAAGGUUCAGUUCUGGGCGAGCAUCUACUCUGCCUAACUCAGGAGCUCUGCAAGGUCGGACCUGGUCGUUCCGACCCUGCUUCUCCUACCAGCCGGCCCAGCUGGACCCUCAUCAGCCUGGUGCUCUCGCAGCACCACAACAAAGAAUCUUUGAUCGGGGCGGUAUAUAUGGAGAAGAUAUUGGAGAAGCUGCACGCCACGCUGUCGGAAACCAAGAGCAUUUCAGACGCAGGCAACAUGGAGCCGCUCGUGUCCUUCAUCUGUGAUGUGGCCUCUACUUUCUUCUCAUCAGUACAAGACUGCCUGCUUUUACCAUCUGCCGAGGAACUCCUGCUCACUGUCUUCCAGCUUGUUGCUGUAGACCAAACACACACUUACCUAUCAGACUCACUCUUGGAUAACAUGAGAAAGGUGUGCGCCACUGGUGUUCAAUCGCUGGUCCAUCACUCAGAGUCUGAGGUGAAGGAAGGUGGCUUCCUGCACAGUGCCGCCCUUUGGGUGAAAAGCAGGCUACUCACUGCGACUCUGGAUAUCAAAAGUUUGCAGUAUUUAGUUGUGGCGAUACAAAGUGUAGUCGAGACCAUCACCUCUGUCUGCGAUCAAGAAUCCACCAUCCUGGCCCAAUUCUUUACCUAUUUGAUGCCCAGCGUUACGGGAUGGACAAAACUCAGACAGGCCCUGCCUUCUCACUGGAUCAAGACCCCAUUGCUGACUAGCCGUUACAGGGGAAUUUGCGACACCCCCUCUGUCGACACGUGGAAAUUCAAAACGCUAAAUGGAUUGCCAGCCCAUUUGUGUGCAAGUGCGCUGCUCGGAAAGGUGACUCUCUCUAACCCAAAGAGCGGUGAUUUUCAGCCGCUUUUGCCUAAUGUAGUGCACACAGUUGCAGAGUUGCUGUAUGCGCUGCAGUGGUGCAAGGAGGUGGAGUACACCCCGGCUAUUGUUUCCACCUAUCACAGCCUUCUCACUGAGUGGGGGCUGUUGGAGGGUCUUCAGGUCCUUUUGGCAAACAACGAGCUGCUGGAGACCCUCUACUCAAGAUGUGUCGAGGAAGGCGGUCUGUGGUCUCUGACACUAAAAAACUACAUUCAUGCCAACAACCUGGCAUCUACUCACAAUGUGAGCCUGAGGAAACUGUACAGCACUGUUGAUAGUUUGUUGCCAGUGACGCCGAGCACACUGAGCACGCUCCAGGUGCUUUAUCCCACUAUGAGCCAGAAAGACCGAGAGACUCUGGUCACCCUGGCCACCGCGGGAAUCUUCAACUGGGAAGAGGACGACAAUGUGUACGGGAGUGUGGCAGUGCUUCUGUGUUGUCUGGAAGCUGACACACAAGUGGAAGAGGACCUAGUGCACGCUAUUCUAGCCACCAUGAUGGAGUGGAGGAACCGCAAGGAAGACUGGUUCCUCUUUGGCAGUGACUUAUCUAAAGCAACUACACAACAGUUAAACCUGACGUUGGAGCUGAUUCGUUUUCUGUCCUGGCUGGUGAAACAAAGUCCGACAGUACUCUGCAGUAGCCAGUGGGAUUUCUUACUCUGCGCUAUGUUGGCAUGGUUGGAGACCGCCAGCGAGAAUAUAAGCGGCUUGUGGAAUCCAUGGGUGCAACUGUUUGCGUGCGAGAGCAUCUACUUGAUCCUGAACUUGAGUCAGUUCUUCGCAUCUUCCCCGCCUGAUGUCCUUAAGAACCUGCCAUCGGAACUGGAAGGGGAAUGGAGAGACUUCUUUCUGGACGGAAUUUACAACCUGAUGCUUCCCAUGCCUGUCAAAAUCACAGAGGCCUUCAAAGAACCAGACGACGCUGUCUUUCCUCUGGCUGUGCUGCAGUCGCUUGGUGUGGCGCUGACCUACGUGCCCGUGCAGCAGCUGAACCAAAACAACCUGCCAGCUAAAUUCGUUGCAGACCAGAAGACGAACCUCCCGCAGCCUCUUCAGACGCUCCUCAACACAUUCUGUCCUCUGCUGCUGUUCAAGGCCAGGCCUCUGCAAGUCACUGUCUACCACUUAUUGGCCAAGGUCAUGCCUCAGCUUCCUGAAUGUGAUGGCGAAGGAGACAGUAACAAGUCAGAAGAUGAGGGAGAUGAGACAAGCCUCUCUCCUCCGGCCGCUCUGAUGGCUAUGUUGUCAACCUGCGAAGAGUUGUGCGACAGCAUCCUGGCAGGACUUCAAGUAGGAGAGUUUGCGGUGGUGUCACCUCACAGUGUGGAGUACUCCUGCAUCCUGGGCUACCUGCUUGCUUGGAAGCUGCUUCUCACCUUUUUUAAGUCCUCGCCGUCACACCUGCGUGCCCAUUACGCCCAGUAUCUCAAGAAAACCUGCUCCCUCAACAAGCUUCUCCUCCACCUCUUCAAAUUGAUGCCUGAGAACCCCAUCUACUUGGGCCAACCACCAGAAAUGCGAGACUCCAAAACCUUCUUCACAGAGACUCUCACCCUGGCAGUUGACAGAAGGGAUAAUAUUGAGUGGGAGCUCCCCCACCUAGCGUGCAGUGUGUACUACAGCACGGUGCAGGACUUGCCCGCCAUGGUGCGACUGUGGUGGAACAGCCAGGAAAAGCGUGUGAGCGGCGCUGUGGAGAAGUUUACCACCAAGUAUGUGAGCCCAAUUCUUUCAGCGGAGGAGAUCUCGUCUGUCCACGGCAGCACACAAAUGUUUGACAGCAUGACGGUAAAAGCCCGCUCUGCUGCCAGGGAGGUGAUUGCCACCUACUCUGUGGACGAUAUUUUCAUCGAGCUGGUGAUUCAGCUGCCGCAGAGCUACCCUCUGGGCUCCAUCGUGGUGGAAAGUGGUAGACGAGUGGGCGUCUCUGUGCAGCAGUGGAGGAACUGGAUGCUGCAGCUCAGCACAUACCUCACACAUCAGAACGGGAGCAUAAUGGAGGGCCUCGCGUUGUGGAAGAACAACGUGGACAAGCGGUUCGAGGGAAUAGAGGACUGUAUGAUCUGCUUCUCGGUUAUCCACGGCUCCAACUACUCGCUGCCCAAGAAGGCUUGUCGCACUUGCAAGAAGAAGUUCCACUCGGCAUGCUUGUACAAAUGGUUCACAUCCAGCAACAAGUCCACUUGUCCACUGUGCAGGGAGACCUUCUUUUAAUGCACAGCCUUUAUUUAAUAUGUUUAUUUUUAUUAGCUGAUCAUCUUGGGAAUGGGAGUUCCUCUGAGACCAAAACGGUUUGUAUGGUGAUGUCAUAUUUUAUUUUAUUUUGUAGGUGUUAAAAACCUAACUGAUCAGGUGCUUUAUUAGAUUUAAAACUAACCAUUGAACUGAAUCAUUUUACACCCUGAAAGUGGGAUUCACCUUGCAGUGUCUAAUCACGGUUAUAUAAAGAUAUUUUCCUAAUAUUUAGGAGUGUGAAGACAUAAAUGUGACACAUGCCGGUCCAAAACUUCAUCUUUAAGGAUUAUUUUCAUUUCAUAUCAUUAAAUAUCCAACCUGGGUGAUGUGGUAUCUUGCUAUUAUGUCUGACUGCAACUGUACCUCAUGCAUAAGGGAGAAUAAAUUGCGUAUGGACGGAUA